Astrephomene gubernaculifera is the source of this 2356-nucleotide messenger RNA. NCBI's taxonomy places the organism in Eukaryota, Viridiplantae, Chlorophyta, Chlorophyceae, Chlamydomonadales, Astrephomenaceae. The record is from the annotation of a GenBank genome assembly.
CUCGAAUAAACUGGGGUAGGAAUCAUGUCUACACUUCAUGCUCAGCGCCGCGCUGCGGCAACUUCGCAGCGAUCGGAUGCAAAGAGCAUCCCUAGCUUCUCAGGCGUGGCCUUUCGUGGAGCAUGUGUGACACGUCCUGCCUCCGUCCGCAAUGCUCGCUCCACAGCUGUCAGGUCUCGACGCGUUUCCCAGGUGAAGGCGGUUAUUGAGGCGCCCCAGCUGCGGUAUGAGCCGGCGACGAAGGCUCGCACUAGUACCGUGCUGUCCAUCAUCCUGGGAGGUGGCGCCGGCACGCGCCUCUUCCCGCUCACCAAGUCUCGCGCCAAGCCCGCGGUCCCCAUCGGCGGCGCCUACCGCCUGAUCGACGUGCCCAUGUCCAAUUGCAUCAACAGCGGCAUCUCCAAGAUCUACAUCCUCACGCAGUUCAACUCCACCUCCCUCAACCGCCACCUGGCACGCGCCUACAACAUGGGCAGCGGAGUGCGGUUCGGCGGGGACGGGUUCGUGGAGGUGCUGGCGGCCACACAGACGCCCACGGAUAAGGAGUGGUUCCAGGGAACCGCCGACGCCGUACGGCAGUACUCCUGGCUGCUUGAGGACACCAAGAACCGGGCGAUUGAGGACGUGCUGAUUCUGUCUGGGGACCACCUCUACCGCAUGGAUUACAUGAAGUUCGUCAACUACCACCGCGAGACCAACGCGGACAUCACCAUCGGCUGCAUCGCGUACGGCGAGGAGCGGGCGCGCGACUUUGGGCUCAUGCGCAUCGACGACAAGCGGCGAGUGACGGCCUUCGCCGAGAAGCCCAAGAGCCCGGAGGCGCUGGAGGCCAUGCGUGUGGACACCACCGUGCUGGGCCUGACCCCCGAGGAGGCCGCUGAGAAGCCGUACAUCGCCAGCAUGGGCAUCUACGUGUUCAAGAAGAGCGUGCUGGUGCAGCUGCUGAAUGAGACGUACGCCAAGGCCAACGACUUUGGGGGGGAGAUCAUCCCGAAGGCCGCCGCCGACCACAACGUGGUUGCCUACCCCUUCUACGGCUAUUGGGAGGACAUCGGUACCAUCAAGAGCUUCUUCGAGGAGAACCUCAAGCUGUGCAGACAUCCCGUCACGUUCGAGUUCUACGACCCGCAGAGCCCCAUCUACACCUCCCCCCGCGUGCUGCCGCCCGCCACUGUUAAGAACUGCAAAGUGACGGACGCGAUCAUUGCGCAGGGUUCCUUCGUGGAGGACUGCUCCAUCAACAAUGCGGUCAUCGGGAUCCGCUCCAUCAUCGGAUCCAACUGCACCAUCCAGGAUGCGCUCAUCAUGGGGGCCGACUACUACGAGAGUGACGAGCAGCGGGCGGCGCUGCUGGCUGCGGGCAAGGUGCCGGUGGGUAUCGGCGCCAACAGCCUGGUCAGCAACGCCAUCAUUGACAAGAACGCGCGCGUGGGCAAGAACGUCACCAUCGUCAAUAAGUCGGGUGUGGAGGAGGGCGCGCGGGAGGCGGAGGGCAUCUACAUCCGCUCCGGCAUCGUGGUGAUCGACAAGGGCGGCGUGGUGGCGGACAACUCGGUCAUCUAAGACGCGGCAGGACAUGACGAGACGAGACGGGACCAGACGAGACCAGACGAGAUGGGCUAGGUGGGCAUGGAGGCGGCUUCCUUACUAAUUGAUGCCGAUUGUAACAGCGACGAGGGUGAAGACCGUGCAGACACGCUAGCUAGCCGGUGACACACAUGAUGAGAGGCGGUAGGGUGCUUGACCAGGAGUGGGCGGUUGGGCGUUGAAUAGGGGUGCUGCUGGCGGCUAUGGCAGCCGCUAGUGCGGGAGUUUUGGGUAGCGGCUAGCGGGUAUAGGGGUGAAUCCCCUUUCCCGGCAACAUUCUUUGACCGGCUGUGCGUUUUUGUGUUUCUUUUGCUGCUGAAGGCUCCAUGUCUUGUUUAGGAAAGGGAUAUAUUGCAUGCGGUGGUAGCUAGGUGGGGAUGCUACAUGCACAUCCUUGCAUGCAUGCAUGGAGAGGAAUGCUGCAAUCCGGUUUGUACGGGCACGUAGUGCUACAUACAGCGUGCAUGGCUGCAUGCAGUGAAUGCAACAUGCAUGGCAGGAGGUUUUGCGACAUCCCCAUUGGGGGGUUGGUUGUUGGUUGUACUGCAUGUGCGCGGUGCCGUACACAUGCAUGGGCGCAGCAUGAGGUGAUGGAUACGGGUUGUGGAUGCGGGUUGCGUUUUCCACAGAUUUGUACGACGGUUUCGUGUGAGAUGUACAACAUAAUUGGGCUGUUUUAUUGCUGCCUUUGCCCAUGUGUAGUGUGUAAUAACUUCAGCUGCUUGUUAACCGACUGAGCGGCUGAACAGUUAUGUAACAUAUAACCAGA